AUGGCUCAAACCACACAUGCGAGUAUAAACGGCAUAGGCGAGUAUCUUGCUCAUGGAGCAACCGGAAUUGUCGAACGACAAGAAGAAGUCGUCCUCAAACGGCCGUAUCCAAACAACGAUGAUUCACUGCAAGAACUUGAGAUUGAGGCACGCAUCUACCGGCAUCUUGGUCCGCACCCCAGGAUAGUGCCAUUCUUGUCAUGGGACAGCGAACCGCCUAUACUCAGGAUCGAACACAUGAAGAAGGGUAAUCUGAAUUCAUACAUCACCUCUCACCAGUGCUCCAUCGAAGAGAAAAAUCGUUGGGUCAAGCAGGCAGCUGACGCGAUCGAGUUUCUGCACAGCAAGGGGGUGAUUCACUGCGACAUCAAACCUGACAAUCUCCUGCUGGACGACAACCUGGAUCUCAAGGUCUGUGACUUCGCCGGCUCCUCAUUGCAAGGUUCAAAGGCUCUCGUCGGUAGUGCCACACGUUACUGGCGUCCGACACCGCUCAGAGCUCCGUGCGAUGCUCGAGACGAUAUCUUCGGGCUCGGGUCUACGAUAUACAUGAUCGUGACUGGCACAGAACCAUUUGAGAAACUGGAGAGCGACGAGGUGGAGGCCCGAUUCUCAGCGGCGAAGUUUCCAGACACCGGAGAUCUACUGUUUGGUGAGGUGAUGCAAGCUUGUUGGGGAGGUCACCGCUCGAUUGAAGAGGUGUGUGAUUUGAUCGAGAAGGGCACUCGGGAGAUGCAAAAGCUCGACUAG
Aureobasidium namibiae CBS 147.97 is the source of this 750-nucleotide messenger RNA. Its product is annotated as kinase-like protein. Gene Ontology annotation, biological process: protein phosphorylation. The coding region runs from base 1 to 750 and encodes 249 amino acids. Gene Ontology annotation, molecular function: protein kinase activity; ATP binding. The record is from RefSeq and is a predicted model, not a curated record. The transcript has 2 exons. NCBI's taxonomy places the organism in Eukaryota, Fungi, Ascomycota, Dothideomycetes, Dothideales, Saccotheciaceae.